Sphaeroforma arctica JP610 is the source of this 402-nucleotide messenger RNA. RefSeq lists its product as hypothetical. Bases 1 to 402 code for a protein of 133 amino acids. The record is from RefSeq and is a predicted model, not a curated record. The transcript has a single exon. NCBI's taxonomy places the organism in Eukaryota, Ichthyosporea, Ichthyophonida.
AUGCAGCAACAGACACAGGCAUGGACGGCUAUCGCACAAACACAGAAGGCAACUGACCAAUCAAAUGUUCAGGAUUUAACGGAAACCAUUCGGAAACGAGGUCAUGAUAGUGCCACAGAAACAAGCGAAGCAGUGCAUCAGAAAAAUGAGGACACGAGUCAGAAGGUAGAGCAUAACAAUGUCAUAAAAACCACCCUGCCAACGGGGGAAAGUAUGAACAAAGCUAGCCAAUCAGAUCAUCAGGAUGAUAAAACAAGCCAAUCAAAUCGACACAUCCCUCAGGAGGCUCUCCAAUCAGAUCAUCAGGGUGAUAAAAACUGCCAACAAAACCGGAGGGUGGGGAAAGGCACGAGCCAAAAAAACAGCAGAGGCCGCUCAGUGCAUCGUCUCGAUGUAUGUUAG